AUUUAAUACACUGUGAAAAGAAUAUGAGUGCAAGGAAUGGCUAACAUUCAAGAAAACAUCUGUGCAUUAUGUGAUACAGUACUUGAUUUAGACAUUGUGAUGGACCAUACCUGUUACAGUGGUUACAAUCACAUUCAUGUUGACGACGCAGGUUAUGUGUAUCCAAGGCUUGAUAAUGGUGACAUUAUCGACCAAAUGAAUGAGAAUCCGGAUGAAACAAUGACAGAAGUUCUUCGCAAUGAAAUGUUGAUCGGCGAAAUCCAAAAGCGGGAACCUUCAUGGAAUUUUAAAAUUCCUGUUGUUGAAAGGGGUAGAAAUACUGUUCAGAAGCUGUGGGAAGAAGUAGUGUCUACUAUGAACGGUCAUGUCAAGGAUGUCAACGAGGCGAAAAACAUAUGGAAGAAAAUGCGCUACAAUUAUAGCCGAAUCGUAGCACGGGAGAAUAAUGCAAAAAAAAGCGGUUCGGCUGGCAGUGAUAUGAAAAAAAAUAAAUGGCCGUAUUAUGAGAUUAUGCUUUUAUUAAAGAUCUAUUCGUUAACAAUCGAAAAACAAGUUCCAACAUAUCAACACCAAAUGAAUCGGAUGCAUCGACCAGUACGUGUUCAUCAUUAGAGAGAAAAAAAAAAGAAAUAUCACUCAUCAAUGGACUCU
Trachymyrmex cornetzi is the source of this 651-nucleotide messenger RNA. RefSeq lists its product as uncharacterized. NCBI's taxonomy places the organism in Eukaryota, Metazoa, Arthropoda, Insecta, Hymenoptera, Formicidae. The record is from RefSeq and is a predicted model, not a curated record. The coding region runs from base 37 to 612 and encodes 191 amino acids. The transcript has 6 exons.